Choloepus didactylus (southern two-toed sloth) is the source of this 4382-nucleotide messenger RNA. RefSeq names its product unc-119 lipid binding chaperone (gene UNC119). Gene Ontology annotation, molecular function: lipid binding. The record is from RefSeq and is a predicted model, not a curated record. Lineage: Eukaryota; Metazoa; Chordata; Mammalia; Pilosa; Megalonychidae. Gene Ontology annotation, cellular component: centrosome; intercellular bridge; spindle pole. The transcript is spliced from 4 exons. The coding region runs from base 2951 to 3817 and encodes 288 amino acids. Gene Ontology annotation, biological process: visual perception; nervous system development; mitotic cytokinesis.
GGCGGGAGAGAGCGCGGACUGGGGGGCCCUGACGGCGCCCUGAGCCCCGGGCCCCUUUCCCGCACCCUGGGUCCCCUCCCCUGCCUUUACUCCUCUCUCUUCUGCCUCCAAGCUUGAGUUCUCCCUGUCUCCCCUUCCCUUGAUCACCCUGGGCGCCCCUCCUCUCCCGUUAAAGAUUUAUCCCCCCUCCCCUUCUUUUUUGAGGGGUCCAUUUCCCUCUCCCAUGGUGCAGGUGGGGCAACAGCUGCAACUGAGCCCCUUAUCCCUGGAGUCCCCAGAGCCCUUUGGGGCCUCUCUGCACUAACGCCUGUCCUCAGCCCCUGCCCCUGAAGAAGUCAAGACCACUGAGGUCUCCCUGACUGUCAAGGCCAUCACCCCCUAGAUGCUCUAGGAAGACUGGGGGCCCCAGCGCUGCCCCCCUCACCGGGAAGAGAGCUGAGCAGGAUGCUUCAGUGGGUUGGCCCUGAUCCCUGCUCGGAGUGGGUUCCUGACCCCCACCCCAGCCUGGAGCAGGGCCUGACUUCUUCCCUGUGCUCUCUCAUUGUUGGGGUGGGGGGUUAGGGGUGUCUCCACUGUGGCGGAGUUUCUGAGCUAGACUGCCUGGGUUUGAGGCCCAGCUCUGUCAAGUAACUGACUGUAACCUUGGGCAAGUAACUUCAUCCCUCUAAGCAUGUUUUUUCAUCUGUAAAAUGGGGAGAGUGGCACCUACCUCAGAGGGUUAUCAUGAAAAUCAAUGAAUCCUCUGACUGCACAGUGCCUGGCACGCUCUAAGUGCUCUGUAAAUAGGACCCUUUUACCCACAGGCCUGAGGGCCCAGCAGGCCUGCUCAGGACUGCUGCCUGGAGGCAGACAAGUACGCAUUCAGAGCAGAGGAGGGGGUCACUGGGAAGCCUCAUGGCCAAAGAGGAGGUUGAGCUUUGAAGAACGGGCGGCAUUUGGAAAGGCAGUGGCCACUGUGAGAGCCACUGCUGGGGGUGCUCCCUGUGGGGGUCGGGGGAGGCAGGCGCUGGAGAGGACCUGAGCCCUGCAGCCUGGAGCUGCAGGUGCAGCAGAGCCCACAGCUUUUGGACAGAGCUGUGGAGGGGACCACGAUGGCAUGCUUGGGCCUGUUCGGCCGGGUCCCUGGGGCCCAGCUCCUCCCUCCUCUCAGAGCUAGGCAGCAGCCAUCCUUGACUGGACCCCUGGAGGGCUGAGCUCCCUUGCCCAAGCAGGCCCUGGUGGAGGGAGGGUUUCAGGUCCAGGCUGACAUUGGUGCCAAUUGGGCUGCAGUUGGCAACAGCGUCUCUGAGGAUUCAGCUUAGCCCUGUGGUAGAACUUCUUUAGAGGAUGUCAGGAGGUCCUCUGAUCUAUCUGAGGCCUGGGAUGUUUUGCAACUGCAGGGGGCUUCCUGCCCACAUACCACAUUGUGUCACCUAAUUUGGGGAGAAAUUUAUAGCUCUCACAGAUGGGACAUUUGCAGAAGUUGAGAACUAGGGUUCCAGGGCUUUCCCCCGGUACCCCCUGCCUGGUCUCUUCUGACCCUAAUCACACAGGCCUGAGGUUUGCUGUUCCUGGAUUAUCAAGCCCAGAAUCCAGCUUAGGGAGCUAUUUGUGGCUGAUGGGGAGGGAGCAGUCGUGGUCUUAGCCCUCAGCCCCUCUGCCCUUUAUUCUGGCCUGACCCUGGGUCCCAGGCAUCAUCACUCCCUGGCAGAAGGAGGGGAGUGGCUGUGGUUCUGAGCCAUGGGCGUCCCCCGAUCUUCACUUCCUCUAAGGACAGAGGGGUUGGUAGAUUGAAUUUGCAAAGAAGAGAAUAAAGUCAGACUGCAAGAGGUUGUUCCCCAGUGAGAAGCUGGAGAGUGAGGGGGAAGAAGGAGGACCUUACGGGGAGCUGGAAGUUGAGCAACUAGGACCCUGCUUCCAGCUCUCCCACCUCCUCUCCCUAGGCCCUGUACCUUCUCUUCUAAUCCUAACCCUAACCCUAACCCUAACCCUAACCCGUGCUUACUUUCCAUGAAAAUCAGUGGGGUUAGGGGCUACCCACUUCAGCGCCCCUUCCUUUACCCUCUGAGCUGUGUUGGCCCUGCUCCAAGCCUUGUGUACUCCCUGCUGGGCCCCAGGCUGCCAGGAGGGCUUCCUGGAAGGGUCUGCCCCUCACUUGGGAAGAGGCAGGCCUGGGAAAGAGAGAAUGACUUUACAUUCACUUCCUCUUCCUGUCCCAGAGGAAUAGGAGGUGGCCCAGGGGCCUAACGAGUGAUUUCCGGGCCUCCAUGGGCCCCCAGGGGAAGAGGUGAUGCGGUGCACCUCCCCACCGGGCCUCUCCUUCCUCUCUGUUGCCAGGGCCUCCCUGAGCACUUGCAGUUGCUGCCACAAGGGCAGGCCAGGCCCACCCUGUUCCUGGUUUGCCUCCUGGGCCCCCGCCCCCACCCCCACCCCCUGCUACACCUGCCACAACUUCUUUCUGGCCCGGCCUGCACUCUUCUCUGCAGGGGCCAAGGUGAGGGGAGUGCAGAGCCAGGGCUGGCCUAGGUGACCCUUGAGGGAGUUCCCUCUGCUUGCUAAGACUUCCUCCCUUUGGAGACCAACCGAGGAUGGGGUCAAAGUUGGCCCCCUUCCCGUCCGGUCCGGUUUUCCAGGCUCUGGGCUUGAAUCAGCAGAGCUUUGGCUAAGCUGCUUAGCCAAAGAGAGCUGGGCUUGCAUAAGCCGCUUAUGGGGACAGCAGAGGAUUGGGGGAGGAGGGGAUGGUGGUGGAGUGAGGAGAAACAGGGAAGGGUGGUUCACCAGCCCCAGGACCACCCAUGUUCGGGAAGGUCCCCUCAAGAUCAGCCCUGCCUGCCGCAUCUACAUGUAGUGCGUCAGGGGCAGCUAUGGGGUAGGGUUGGGGGGUUCCUGCUGAGGUGGACUUUGUGUCUCCCGAGGCUGAGCUGUGUCACCAUUUAGACUUAGGUUCCUAAAGGCAGGGCCUUUCUCCCUCAUGCUGGGGGCUUAUGCUGGAGAGCCCCAAAGCACCCAGCUGACCCUGGCAGAGCAGAGGCUGGAACAAGGCCCUCAACUGCAGGGUGGGAGGGGUGGUGGGCAGGGUGGCCUUGUCCUCCACCCUUCUCUGCCCUGCCCCUCCCUGACCCCCAGAGGCCUCCAGGAUGGGGCUCUUUGUCCCCCAUGGACCCUAGUGGCAGAGCUGUCUCCCCUAGAGUGUGGGAGCUCCCCCAGGGUAGGGUUUCCGUUCCCUCUUUCUGGGGUUUUGGGAAAGGGACUACUCUGGAGUCCCCCAGAUGCUGGGCUGGCAAGAGGGCCUUCUGGGUGGGCUCCUUCCUUGCUCAGCUGCCUAUCUCCCCUAGACUACCUGUGCUCCCCCGAGGAGAAUAUCUACAAGAUCGACUUUGUCAGGUUCAAGAUCCGGGACAUGGACUCAGGCACUGUCCUCUUUGAAAUCAAGAAGCCCCCAGCCUCAGAACGGUUGUCCAUCAACUGGCGAGAGCUGGACCCCAAUGCUGGGCGCUUUGUCCGCUACCAGUUCACACCUGCCUUCCUCCGCCUGAGGCAGGUGGGAGCCACGGUGGAGUUCACAGUGGGAGAUAAGCCUGUCAACAACUUCCGCAUGAUCGAGAGGCACUACUUCCGGAACCAGCUGCUCAAAAGCUUCGACUUCCACUUUGGCUUCUGCAUCCCCAGCAGCAAAAACACCUGCGAGCACAUCUAUGACUUCCCUCCCCUCUCGGAGGAGCUGAUCAAUGAGAUGAUCCGUCACCCAUAUGAAACGCAGUCUGACAGCUUCUACUUUGUGGAUGACCGGCUGGUGAUGCACAAUAAAGCAGACUAUUCCUACAGUGGGACGCCCUGACUCCCCAAGCCGUCCCUUACCCCAGGAGGGUCUGGUCCCGGGCUCUGAGCCAUGAGCUGCCCAACACUCAGCUCUCAACCCCAGGCCUUUCUGCGCGGGGAGUGCUCCAGGAGCCCUGGACCCUGAGUCAGUGUUGGGAGGGAGGGUACCUGGUGGCCCCAGUCCAAGCCUCGUGCAGCCUGUGGGGUCAGGUGGUAGGUAGGGGGCUGUUUGCCGCCAUGUCCAGGAAGGCCUCCUGUGAGAGCAGCAGCCAGGAGUGGAUAGCCUAGCUGGGCCCUCGUGAGCCCAGGUUUCAGAACAGCGCUCCCCAUUGGGAUGUGUCUGGGUCGGAGCAGGCAUCCAUUCCUUGUCCCCUGCCUGCCACCUCCAGGACAUUUAGAAUUGAAUAUUCCAUGAUGGGGUCUGGUCGCCAAGCUUCCUGAGGGAGUCUGGGUCCUGUCCCCUGCCCCAGCCUCCACCAUCAGGGACCAAGACACUGCCUGAGUUGUGGGGAGGGACCAGCCCAGGUGGAAGGGGCUGGACCAACUGUAUAUAGUUUUCAAUAAACUCUUUUCCUUUUCUCUUC